GCGCCGAGCUUUGACAUCGGACGAGCCUUUGCAAACGCGCACUUUGCAAACGUAGGAUUGCGCCCGGGGAGCCGCCGUCUCCAUUAGGAUUUGCGGAGGAGCGGGGGGGGGGGGACGCCAGGAUCGGAGAGAUUUAUUUAAAAGCUGCUGCUUCUUUUUAACCAUUUCUCCCCUGACUCCCGCUCCUCUUUUCUUCCUCCGCACCCUCGGCGGGCACCCUUGACCCGUCAUCGAGGGGGGCAUUCGGUGGGAACCCCGGGGUGUUUUCUCCCGUCCUCCCCCCCCUCUGUUUUCCUCGCCUCCUCUCCUGCCCCCUCCCCGCCUCUCGGCUUAUGCAAGGGUUGCGCGGCCGUCGUGGUGGGAGGACGGCGGACGGCGGGGGUUUCUCUUCGAUUUGGAACUUUCCCUCUCAGUGACUGUAGGGUUGUGGGGUGCGUGGGUGUUUAACCCUUUUCUGUUUGCACACGAUCGUCCCCGGGGGGGGGUUAGGUGGAGGGGGAGCGAGGCGACCCGCGGGGGAGUCUCUCUCGCUCGCGAUUUUCCAAGACUCCCCUCCAACCGCCGUGGACAGCACCGAAAGCUGGGGGCGCCUCGGGCGAUGUCCCACGUACGCAUCUCGAAUGGGAGCCCGACCCUGGAGCGGAUGGAAGCCCGGCAGGCGGACUACCCGAAGCCCUCGGCUUGUCGGAACCUCUUCGGCCCCGUCGACCACGAAGAGCUAGCCCGGGAGCUGCAGAAGCACAGCCGCGACCUGGAAGAGGCCAGCCGGAGGAAGUGGAACUUCGACUUCCACCGCCACCAGCCCCUGGAAGGCCGGUACGAGUGGCAAGCCGUGGCCAAGGAGGCCCUGCCCGACUUCUACAGCAGACCCCCCAGGCUCGCCGCCGCCGCCAAAGCGGCCGGCCAGAAGCGGCGGCCCUCGGGGGUCCACGGCAGCUGCCCCUCGGCGGCGGGCUUCAGGCGCUCUCAGGGAAUCUCGGGGGACGGCGAGGACGAGGCCGAGGCAGCCGAGCAGGACGGGCUGGGUCCCGUUCCAAAGGCGGAGGCGGCCGGAGCGCCGGCGGAGUUCGGCGGCCAGAACGCGGGGCCCAGGAAGCGACCCGCCUCGGAUGAUUCCUCUCCUCGAAACAAAAGAGCCAACACGACAGAAGAGGUGAUUUCAGAAGGCUCUUCCAGUGCCAGCUCAGUGGAACAAACGCCCAAGAAAUCCAGCCCAAGGCGGCGUCAAACGUAAAUUGUUUAUUAGAAUGAAGAACUUUUGUUUCCUUGUUCUUUUGGAGGCAUCGGGUUCAUGAAGCAAGGAAGAUGCAGAGUUUAUCUAGGAAAGAAAACAAUGUUAUCACUGAUUCUCCAUGGGAUGGAGAACUUGUACAAGCACUGAAAUAAAACAAAUCUGUAAUUGAAUAACACUAAGAUUAGGCACUCUUAAAAAGAUCUGCCUCGUAAAGCAUCGGAUGUAGCAUUCUGCAAUUAGGUUUUUCCUCAUUUGCUUCAUUGUACUACCUGUGUAUAUAGUUUUUACAUUAUGUAGCACAUAAAUCUCUAUCUCCUCCCCACCCCAUUCUUUUGUUGGGGUGGAGAUCAUAAAGGGUGAGGGGUUUAAAAACUGCUUCCAAAAAUCCAGCAGGCAGAGAUCUGUAUGAAGAGAAGCAGCAUAUAUGUUUAAUUAUUUUUUUAAAGGAUGUAUUGCCCCUUUUAAUUUUUUUUAAAAACAUGUUAACACUGGCUGCAGCAGAUUGAUGGAAUCUGUUGGUGAAAUUUCUGCUCAUUAAGGACACAUUCCAGUGAGAUGUUUUCUGCACUAAACCCCACUAAAAUGAAUGGGACCAGUGGAGGAGUAGAUUCAUUUUAAUGGGGAUUGUGCAGGAGAAUAACUGAUGGCAUUGUGUCUUAAAUUUUAUGUAGGAGCUUUGUUUCUACUAUGUAGCAGUAUAAAGGGCUCCACUUCUGGAACCCUUUAAAUGUCCUCUCCUAAUAUAUAUAUAUAUUUUUGCCUUAUAUAAUGUUAACUUUAAAUGAUUUCAAAAAUAAUUUAAAAUUCAUGUUUUGAAUAGAAUGGAGGGGAAAUUAAUAAACCCUGAACUUCAAUCUCUCUUCAUCUCACUCACUUCUCUGAUGUUCAUGGGUGGGUAAACAAAAAGGAAUAUGACAUCUUUAAACAGUAUUUUUUUUUACAUUGCCUGUAUGUUUUUUUAAAAAAAAUUGAAAUGUACCUGUGUACAUAACUUUGUAAAGACACUGAGAAAUUAUACUAACUUAUUUAUGUUAAAAGAUUUUUUUAAAAAAAUCUAGAAGAUAUUUUCCCAUAAAGCCAAAGUGGCGUCUGUGUUUGUGCAUUUGUAAAUGCUCUCUUUGGUAGGGUUUUUGUUUUUAGUUGUGUGUGUGUGUUUUUUGGAGGGGGGUGUUGUUUUGUUAAUAUGGCUGUGCUUAAAUGAUUGCAGACUGAGCCAAUUUAAUAUUUUUUUGUAAUGUGUGAAAACAGUUGCCAAUUGAUAUUGUUCUACAUCAAGCAAUCAAUAAAGAAAACUGCCAUAUAUAAAUAUAAAUAUAUAUAUAUAUCAAGUGA
Messenger RNA from Pogona vitticeps (central bearded dragon), 2566 nucleotides. It is a transcript of the gene CDKN1B, whose product is annotated as cyclin dependent kinase inhibitor 1B. Gene Ontology annotation, biological process: negative regulation of cyclin-dependent protein serine/threonine kinase activity; G1/S transition of mitotic cell cycle; negative regulation of cell population proliferation. Gene Ontology annotation, molecular function: cyclin-dependent protein serine/threonine kinase inhibitor activity; protein-folding chaperone binding. Gene Ontology annotation, cellular component: nucleus; cytoplasm. Lineage: Eukaryota; Metazoa; Chordata; Lepidosauria; Squamata; Agamidae. The record is from RefSeq and is a predicted model, not a curated record.